Molecule: messenger RNA, 3470 nt
Organism: Linum tenue
Lineage: Eukaryota; Viridiplantae; Streptophyta; Magnoliopsida; Malpighiales; Linaceae
Source: the annotation of a GenBank genome assembly
CUUCAAGUCAAAAUUACCAGACGAGCGUCGCAUAAACUGAAACCCGAAAAGAAAAAGAGAAAAGCAAAGCCAAAGCAGAGAAGAAGAAGAAACAGCAAACGGGAGAGAGAGGACUAAAGAGGAGCCACCGCACCGCCUCCGAGCCAGCAGCUCCCAGCCGUUCUUCAUUCCUCCAGCUGGGACUGGGAGAGAUUGAAUGAUAAAAGCUCCCACAAAUCAAUCUCAUUUCCUAGCUAGCUCCCACAUCCAUCUGUGACUCUAUCCCCUACAAAGUUCAUCCGUAAUGCCGGAUCUCCCACUACUCAUCUUCCUCACCGCCAACGUCUUGUUUCUCAUCUCCACCGCCGCAGCAGAUGACUCCGCCGCCAUGCUCAAGCUUGCCGCCGCCCUCUCCCCAACUCCCACCGGCUGGUCCACCACCUCCUCCUCCUCCUACUGCAACUGGGAAGGUAUAAAGUGUGACUCCUCAAAUCGAGUCAUCUCCAUUAACCUCGCUAAACAAGGCAUAUCGGGCACCCUCCCGGAUGAGCUUUCCACCUUAACCCAGCUCCAAACUCUCUCCCUCCAACAAAACCUGCUCUCUGGCUCCAUCCCAAGCUUACCCAACCUCUCAUUCCUCCAGCAGCUCUACCUUAGUUCCAACAACUUCACUUCCAUUCCACCCACUUUCUUUCAUGGCCUCACCAGUCUCCAGAUCUUCUCCAUCAGCGACAACCUCGACCUCUCCCCAUGGCCAAUCCCUCUCGAUCUCAAUCAGUCCUCAUCUCUCACCACCUUCGAAGCCAGCAAUGCCCAAAUCUCCGGCCCAAUCCCUGACAUCUUCUCUUCCCUUCCCUCCCUGCAAAACCUCAGGCUUUCUUACAACAACCUCACUUCUUCCCUCCCAAAUUCCUUCUCCAGCUCCGGGAUUCAGAAUCUCUGGCUCAAUAAUCAGCUCAUGGGUCUCUCUGGCCCAAUCGAUGUGCUCUCCUCCAUGGCUUCUUUGAAACAGGUAUGGCUCCACAAGAACCAAUUUACAGGACCCAUCCCCGAUUUGUCCAAAUGCGAGAAUCUUUUCGACUUGCAGCUCCGUGAUAACCAGUUCACCGGCGUUAUCCCGCCGGGCAUCCUUUCCCUCCCUGCCCUGCUCAACAUUUCACUCUCCAACAACAAACUCCAGGGCCCUAAGCCCAAGUUCGCUGACGGGGUGAAAGUGGACGAUAACGACAUCAACAACUACUGCCUUCCGACCCCUGGCAUCGAUUGCGAUCCCCAGGUCAAUACUCUCCUCCAGGUUGCCGCAGGGUUCGGGUACCCGGUUUCCCUGUCGGAUUCUUGGACAGGGAACGACGCCUGUGGGGAUUGGGCCUUCGUCAUUUGCGACUCCCAGAAAAAAGUUAGCACUGUCAAUUUAGGGAAGCAGCGACUCGGUGGAAUCAUUUCCCCUGCUUUCUCCAACCUCACUGCUUUGAAGAACUUGUACCUCAACGACGACAAUCUCUCCGGGUCAAUCCCAGACUCCCUCUCCAAGUUGACUCAGCUCCGAAUUCUUGACGUCUCUAACAACAACCUCUCAGGUAUAGUCCCCCCCGCUCUCACUUCCUCCUCCGCGCUUAAGUUCAUAACCCAGCCUGGAAAUGCGCUGCUUGGGACGGAUGUUCCGGGCCCUGAUGGAUCGAGUUCCCCGUCUGGCGCCAACUCCACCAACACGGACAGAUCAAGCGGCGGAGGCGGCAAAAGCAAGGCCUCUCCCGGUAUGAUUGCCGGCGUGCUCAUUGCCGUGAUUGUAUUCGUUGCUCUUGUCCUCUUUGUGCUGUUCAAGUGCAUUGUCAUGAAGAAGAAGAAAAUACGGGUGAAAUCCGAGGGAUUGAAUAAAGACUCAGAGACUGGAGUUCUAGCUGCCAACAAGAGCAAUGGAGCAGCAAGCUGCUGCACAAACGGCUAUGGAACUCUGAGCGAGAUGCAGAGCCAGAGCAGCGGGACACACAGUGAUCGCCACCUGUUUGAAGGUGGUAACGUUGUGAUCUCGAUCGAGGUUCUCCGGCAAGUAACAGACAACUUCAGCGAGGCCAACAUUCUCGGUCAAGGAGGGUUCGGGGUAGUCUACAAAGGUGAGCUUCACGACGGGACUAAAAUUGCUGUGAAGAGGAUGGAAUCAUCAGCAAUGGGUACCAAGGGAUUGAAUGAGUUUCAGGCGGAGAUUGGUGUGUUGACCAAAGUCAGGCAUAGGCAUCUUGUUGCCCUAUUGGGAUACUGCAUCAAUGGCCACGAGAGGCUGCUUGUUUACGAGUACAUUCCUCAGGGAACUCUGGCGCAGCAUUUGUUUGAGUGGAGAGAACGUGGUUCGCCUCCUCUUAAUUGGAAGCAGAGGAUCACCAUUGCAUUGGAUGUUGCGAGAGGGGUGGAGUACUUGCACAGCUUGGCUCAGCAGAGCUUCAUUCACAGAGAUUUGAAGCCUUCAAACAUACUUCUGGGGGAUGAUAUGAGGGCCAAGGUUGCUGAUUUCGGUUUGGUUAAGAAUGCACCCGAUGGGAAGUAUUCCUUGGAGACUAGAUUGGCUGGCACUUUUGGUUAUCUUGCUCCUGAGUAUGCGGCGACCGGGCGAGUGACGAGAAAGGUGGAUGUGUACGCGUUCGGAGUGAUCUUGAUGGAGAUAGUAACGGGGAGGAAAGCAUUGGACGACGAUCUACCAGAUGAGCGGUCCCACUUGGUGACGUGGUUCAGGAGACUGAUGAUCAACAAGGAGAGCAUCCCCAAAGCCAUUGACGAGGCAUUGAACCCAGACGAUGAGGAGACAUUGGGCAGCAUACUCAAGGUGGCGGAGCUCGCAGGGCACUGCACAGCAAGGGAGCCCCAGCAGAGGCCUGACAUGGGCCAUGCCGUCAACAUAUUAGGCCCGCUGGUGGAGCAGUGGAAGCCAAGUAGUCAAGAGGAGGAGGAAGAGAACUGUGGCGGCAUCGAUAUGCACAUGAGCCUCCCUCAGUUCCUGCAGAGAUGGCAAGCAGAUGAAGGUACUUCGACCAUGUAUUCUCGUAGCGAUAUUGGGUCUUCGUUGGUUCACGACGGGCAAUCUCACUCCAGCAUUCCUGGGGGAUUUCCGGACACGUUUACGUCCACUGAUUGCCGAUGAGAUGGGAUGGCUCUCGGUCGGUUUUUGGUGUUGGUUAUCUGGUGUCUCUAUCAUCUUCAUUCAAUUCAUUUUCUUCCGUUAUUAAUUAUAUAUACAUAUUCACAGUUUGUUGUUUUUCUCCCACGUUAACUACAAAUUAAUACAUGUGUGUGUAUGUACAAACAUGAGGUCGUACUACUGCUCAGACUAUGCUGUUAUUGUUGGCCGGCUGAAUGCCCAAAUUUUGGAGAGAUGGUCAAAUGUAUAACAGGCAGCGUGUUCUCAUUUGGAUCCUUCUCAUUCAUGUCUGUGUUAAAAUGUAAAUCAGCGAUCGAGGCGCUGCGCUAUUAUACUUUAAUUCAUUACAAAAAUUAUGUCUGCA